Plasmodium inui San Antonio 1 is the source of this 399-nucleotide messenger RNA. RefSeq lists its product as hypothetical. Bases 1 to 399 code for a protein of 132 amino acids. The record is from RefSeq and is a predicted model, not a curated record. The transcript has a single exon. NCBI's taxonomy places the organism in Eukaryota, Apicomplexa, Aconoidasida, Haemosporida, Plasmodiidae.
AUGAAAAUGCGCAAAGACAUGGUCACCUUCCUGUUUGGGAUCAUAGCGUCCAUUCUCCUCUUCGUGGUAGGGGGGAUGCUUGACAGCGUCAACUACAUUUUAGGAUGUUACACAUUCGUAGGAUUAGUUUUGAUGAUGUACAGCAUACUCGCGUUUCUCGUUCCAAGCACGAAGAAGUCAAGAGAUUUUGUCUUCUCGUACGGAGUCACCACCGCAUGCAUGUUCGUGAUAUCGCUAAUGAUUCACAUAGUAAUAGUUGAUUCGCACGUAAAAUCAUCAUGCAAAUAUAGCAAUGGCAAUUGCAUGAAAUAUGUAUUUAUAUCCGUGUGUGGGUUUACUUCAACUUUCUGUUUCCUAGCUGCUUCGAUAAUGACGUUCAAGGUGAUCCACGUUUGGUAG